AUGUCACUGAAUAUGAUCAGUCGAUUAGCCAAUGGUGCGGAUGGAUCAGAAUCGUCACUUAGUUCGUUGCCUACGUAUGGCGUCAUAAGGAUAUCAAAUGGUUCAGACGGCACCAAGAGCGAGUACUCAUUCGGGAAUGAUUCUGCUAUCGCUGCUGGUGGAAACAGGUAUAGCAUUGAUACGAGUGACAUUGUAAGUUUCAGCAAUGAGGGUUAUAGGAAGCCUGUCUUGACUACGAUGGUCCCUGGCGGUGACGGUGGUGACGGUGAUGUUGAUGAUGCCAAUAGAUGGGUAAUACCGGCGCCUCCCCACGACAGAGCUCUGGUGGUGCUAUCGAGAGUUGUGGACGCAUACAAGUCACCACAUCAUGGAUCAUUCCUUUCAGAUGAUGUUUUCCUCAAUAAGAGAGCGCUAGAGAGUGGCUCAAUUACCAAUGCAAGCGUCAAGCUUGGUACGCUGAGGGAGGUGACAUCUCUGUUCAGCAAGCUUUCAAAGGGUGAAGCUAUUGACGUCAGCUCCAUCGAUUCCGUACUUUUGUACUAUGAGAAGCUGCUGGAUGCAUUUGAUCAUCUCGCAGACGACAUAGCUCAAGAUGAAGUGGUGCGUGUACAUUCGUCAAGCUCGAACAUUCAAAGAGUUGAAUCUAUCACCUCAACAACGGCAUCAGUGAUGACAGCGAACACCAUGAAUAGCAGCUUAUCUCGAAAACAUGGAGACAAGAGAAAGGGCUCGAUCUUCAAUGUCUUUUCGUCGAGAAGGACCAAGGGAAACCCACCCCCUUCGUCUACAAACGUAUCGUCUUCACCAAACGUGUCCACCAGCAAAUUACAUUCUAAGAAAACUAGCAUAUCAUCAACUACGUCGUGGAAACCGCAUCAAGAUCACUGUUCUAUGGACCAGUACAUCGCACUGAUUGAGCCUUUGAUACAACAACUGUAUAAGUUCAAAGGUACUGACUCAACAAGUGAUUCAUUCGAGAGGUUGGUUCAAUUCACUGAUGAAUACUUGUUGCAAUUCAUCAUCAGGGAUGUUUCUCAGCUCUCUUUGAAAUUCAUGAAAGAAGAGUAUCAAGCAUACUACUGA
Messenger RNA from Williopsis jadinii, 1083 nucleotides. RefSeq lists its product as uncharacterized. The coding region runs from base 1 to 1083 and encodes 360 amino acids. The transcript has a single exon. Lineage: Eukaryota; Fungi; Ascomycota; Saccharomycetes; Phaffomycetales; Wickerhamomycetaceae. The record is from RefSeq and is a predicted model, not a curated record.